CCGAGACAAGAUCGGGGUGGGGAGUAACAGGGCGGUAUUUAAAAACCUGCUGAAGGAGCUUCCGCGGCAGUUGUGAACUGGUGAAUCUUCAGAGCUGAGACCUUCCACACCAAACAUUGGCAUAAAUGCCGAGUAACAGAACCAGAAUUGAGCGCAGUAGGAUGCAGAAGGUGCAGCAGAUUUUGUCAGAAUUUCACCUUGAGAAAGAGGAGCUACUGGAAGUGAUGCGGAGAAUACAGCAGGAAAUGGAGAAGGGCCUGCGGCUUGAAACUCAUAAAACAGCCAGUGUCAAGAUGCUACCCACUUACGUACGUUCAACACCAGAUGGCUCAGAGGUGGGAGAUUUCCUGGCGCUGGAUCUGGGAGGCACAAAUUUCCGUGUGAUGCUAGUGAAAGUCGGUGAAGAUGAGAACCAGAGUUGGAAAAUUACAACCAGUAACCAGAGGUACUCCAUUCCGAUUGCUGUCAUGACUGGCACAGCAGAAAUGCCUAAAGACUGGCGGGUGAAGGAGGAGGCCUCCGGACGAGCCAAAUAUGGCUCGACCCCAGCCUGGGUUCUUCGGUCGAGCAAGGAGCAGGAUUUUGAAAUGGAUGUGGUCGCCAUGGUGAAUGAUACUGUUGCAACAAUGAUCUCCUGUUAUUAUGAAGACCACAGUUGUGAGGUUGGAAUGAUCGUAGGCACUGGCUGUAAUGCCUGUUACAUGGAGGAAUUGAAAAAUGUGGAAUUAGUGGAAGGAGAAGAAGGAAGAAUGUGUGUGAACACUGAAUGGGGGGGUUUUGGAGACACGGGUGAGCUCAAGGAGUUCCGUCUUGAAUACGACUGUAUUGUCGAUGAGAUGUCUAACAAUCCAGGUUAUCACCUAUAUGAAAAGAUUAUUGGUGGGAAGUACAUGGGUGAGCUAACACGACUUGUGCUGCUGAAACUGGUAAAUCAAAACCUGCUCUUCAAUGGAGAGGCAUCCCAGCUGCUGGAAACACAAGGCAGCUUUGAAACAAGCUUCCUCUCACAAGUAGAAAGUGACACAGGGGACCAGAAGCAGAUCUAUAAUGUUCUGACAAAACUAGGCUUGUUGCCAUCCAAAGCAGACUGUGAUAUUGUCCAUUUGGUAUGUGAGAGCGUUUCAACACGUGCGGCACAUAUAUGUGCUGCUGGAUUGGCAGGUGUUAUAAAUCGCAUGUGGGAGAACAAACACAAACAAACAAUGAAGAUUACAGUAGGAAUUGAUGGAUCCGUUUACAAGUUACAUCCUCACUUUAAACAUAGGUUUCAGAAAAUGGUUAAAGAACUUGCACCUCCCUGUGACAUCACUUUUCUACAGUCUAACGAAGGCAGUGGUCGAGGUGCAGCAUUAAUCUCCGCAGUAGCAAGCAAGAUGGCCAGCUGAUUGACUGUUAACUUUGGAAAUGAAUAAAUUAACGGAAGUUAAAUGAUAAAUUGCAGAAUCCCUUUGGCCAUUUCUGCAGUUCUUUCUGAUAAACUGAAGAUUAUGCCUUCUAUAUGGAUUGCUGGUGAAAAUACUUCAGUCAGUCCACUUACGAUAAAAGCACGGUAUGUAAUCUCUCUUGGAAAACUCGUGAUAAGCUGCAAGUGGAAAACCCAAGCCCUUGUUUCGAAAUCUGUUUCAACAUGUUGCUCACUCAUCUGUCAGAUCUGUCCUGCCAGCUUCUAAGUAAGGUUAGUGUUCUGGACCAAGUCCAACUCCCUGACUGUGUCUCCUGUAUACAGCAAUGUUUUCACCAACCUGAAGCAUGACUUCAAGAAGAAGACUUCAAUUUGUGUUGAAAAUCACUAGUUUUUUUUCACUAAACUGAAGCAAUGCAUGUUAGAUUAGUGCCUAAGAUGAAAUUUGAGUGAUUGCUACCUGUUGACUGAUGCGGGUCAGUUUCUUGAACUCUGACUUUUCUUGUUGUUCUUUGUUAUUUUUUUCUUGUUACUUGCACAAGUUGUGGAGUUCCAGUCUUGGCCCUUUGUAGAGUGAUUUCAAUGUCAAGAGGUUACAGGCCUUUACAAUGUCAGAAACUACAUAAUAUCAAUCUUCCUAAUAGUUAACGUUAUAAAGUGUUAAUUUUCUUGUGAAUUUAUCAAUAAUUAAUCCUGUGGCAAGGUAUGAGUCUCUGUAUAAAACAAAAUAAUUGUUUUCAGAAGUCCAAUAAAAAGCAUGUUGUGCAAAGUUUUAUGACAAUGAAUUCUGUUGGGAAAUUAACUAUAGGAGUGAACAUCUUUUCCCUAAAGCCUGCCCUUAUUGUUGCAGUGUUGGUUGCUCUAUUACCACAUGUACCUUUGGAAGUCAUGUUUGAAUUGAACUUGCAAUCAUACUUAAGUUGAUGACGGUGGUAGAUAUUUUUAAUCAAACUGUUCAGACAUGUUGUUACAGAGUUCCGGAGCAGGUGGGUCUUUUCGCCCAGAGGUUGAGAUACAACCUCUGUGCCACAUAUCCUUAAUGAAAGGAGCUGCUCUCAGCUCCUGACUAUGUUAUAUUUUAAAGGUAAUUUCUCUGGGGGAUCAAACUUAAUUUAUGGCAACUAUUCAGAAAGUUGCUGCAGAGUUCAUCACCUCAAUGAAUUCAUUCACUGGAGCAGUUAGCAGCCAACUGUAGUCAUUUGUUCUUUAAAAAAGUCGAUCUACGGAGUAAAAACUCACUACUUUCAGGGAAGUCAUGCAGAAGAAACAUUCAAUUUCAAAUUAUUUUCCUUGACUUCUUUUCAUACUCCAGCAGUUUUGAUAAAAUUGAAGAAUUUAUCUGAAGUUGGAUUAUUCUUUUAUUGCUCAGACAUCAUUUAAUUAAUAUUCAGUACGUAAUGUUACCACAACUAAAAUUUAUUUUUAAUCUUCAUUUUAAUUCCUGUUGAUACAAACCAUUUGUAAUUAGAAAUCUCAGACGAGUACAGUUGAGAAUAUUCCUUGCUAUAUUUUGUAACAACUGUAACACUUGCAUCGCUCUGUACGAUGACAACCAAAGAGUAUAAAUAUGGUGUAAUUCGUUAUACCUUUUAAAACAUAAUGAUGAGUGAAGUACAAAAAAUAAAUACUGC
This is a messenger RNA of Rhincodon typus (whale shark), 3033 nucleotides long. It is a transcript of the gene gck, whose product is annotated as glucokinase (hexokinase 4). Gene Ontology annotation, biological process: intracellular glucose homeostasis; regulation of insulin secretion; glucose 6-phosphate metabolic process. NCBI's taxonomy places the organism in Eukaryota, Metazoa, Chordata, Chondrichthyes, Orectolobiformes, Rhincodontidae. Gene Ontology annotation, molecular function: D-glucose binding; fructokinase activity; ATP binding. The record is from RefSeq and is a predicted model, not a curated record. Gene Ontology annotation, cellular component: cytosol; mitochondrion. Bases 126 to 1385 code for a protein of 419 amino acids. The transcript is spliced from 9 exons.